CGACCUCUCGGAGCACUUUUAAAUGGCUUUUAGUCCUUUUCUGUGGAUCCAGGCCACCGGCCACCCUCCCUCCCCCCUCCCGGGCCAGAGCGCUCGGUACCUCUGCUGAAUGCAGCUGUGGCCUUUCUUUCUCCCUCGCUUCCUCUGCUUUGCCCUCUCCUCGCAUCCCCCCCUCCUCCCGCCCCCCAACCAAGUCCGCCGCUCCUGCCAGGCGGGGGGAGGAAUAAAUAGAUGCCGCAGCCCGCACAGGCUUAGAGGUCGGCCCUGGAGCAGCCGCAGCCCCGCGCAGCUCCCGGGACCCCAUCGGGGCCCUCGGCCUGGAGGAAGCUGCGAGGUUGCAGCCGGGAAGGGGUGGCGCGUGGGGGGCACGAGCUCCCGGCGCCCGGUGUCUGUGGGCUCCCCCGGUUCCGCGGCCCCCGCCCCAGCGCGCGGGGAUGAUGGGCUGCGGCCGCCCGGGCGCGGUGCCGCUGCUGCGGGCCGGGCUGCUCGCCCUGGCGCUGCUCUGCCUGCCCCGCGCUCCCGCAGCCCGGGCUGCCGCCUGCGAGCCGGUGCGCAUCCCGCUGUGCAAGUCCCUGCCCUGGAACGUGACCAAGAUGCCCAACCACCUGCACCACAGCACCCAGGCCAACGCCAUCCUGGCCAUGGAGCAGUUCGAAGGGCUCCUGGGCACCCACUGCAGCCCGGACCUGCUCUUCUUCCUCUGUGCCAUGUACGCGCCCAUCUGCACCAUCGACUUCCAGCACGAGCCCAUCAAGCCCUGCAAGUCGGUGUGCGAGCGGGCCCGGCAAGGCUGCGAGCCCAUCCUCGUCAAGUACCGCCACUCGUGGCCCGAGAGCCUGGCCUGCGACGAGCUGCCGGUUUACGACCGCGGCGUGUGCAUCUCGCCCGAGGCCAUCGUCACUGCGGACGGAGCGGGAGACGACUUCGCCGUAAACAAACAUCUCCUAGAUGAACCUCAAAUAACAGGAGUUGAGUAG
Erinaceus europaeus (western European hedgehog) is the source of this 977-nucleotide messenger RNA. RefSeq names its product secreted frizzled-related protein 3-like. NCBI's taxonomy places the organism in Eukaryota, Metazoa, Chordata, Mammalia, Eulipotyphla, Erinaceidae. Gene Ontology annotation, molecular function: Wnt-protein binding. The coding region runs from base 435 to 977 and encodes 180 amino acids. The transcript has 2 exons. Gene Ontology annotation, cellular component: cytoplasm. Gene Ontology annotation, biological process: canonical Wnt signaling pathway; non-canonical Wnt signaling pathway. The record is from RefSeq and is a predicted model, not a curated record.